AGCAUCAUCGCGCUACCAUUAUGGAUUUGCCGGUACCAAGCAAUCCACGUGCGUCGCGAAACAUGGCGGAAAAGCAACGCCGCGACAAUCUCAACGCAAAUAUAUCGACGAUGGCGACUCUUGUGCCGAGUGUUGCUGGAAGUUCGAGGAGAAUGGACAAAAUAUCCAUCCUGAGAUUAGCUACCGCUUUCCUGAGGACGCGUUACACACUCGGAAGAGGCUCGAUGAACUUCCUUCCCCCAUUGUUUAAAGAUCAAUUCGAUCUGGAGCAAUUUUUUGUCGACCACCUGGUUGACAGCGGAGGUUUCUUUCUCGUAGUCACUACAACAGCGAAAAUCGUCUAUGUUAGUCGACAAGUGGAGCAACACCUCGGUCAUGUUCAGAACGAAUUGCUGGGUCAGUCCCUGUACAAUUUCAUCUAUCCUGAGGACCGUGAUGAGCUCACGCGUAAUCUUACGCCCGAUGGGAUGCAGCCAAUGUCGUCGACGCCGUCACCAACGAACCUUUCACAGGUGUCCGAGUUAACACAUGACAACAGUUCCAACUCUUCUGAGGAAUCCUCAAUGUCAAGUCAACGAUCGAACGAAAGGACCAAACGCUUCUACGAGCAGAGACGGAACUUUAAAAUCCGCAUGGCGCAGCGUACUAAUUCUAGGCGCGACCACACGCAGUACGAGUGUUUUGAGGUUUCGGGUCUUCUUCGGCUCGCAGAAGCCUGUAAAAAUGCGGACAAUAACGGGCACAAAGGAAGACAACGAGAGACGACGAGCACAAGCAACGACAUCGUUUUUGCUGGUGUAGCGACCCUACCACAAAAACGGCCCAUCACCGAAUUAUCGAUAAUGGACGCCAAUAAAGACGAGUAUGUGACGCGGCAUCUGGUUGACGGGCGUAUCAUUUAUUGCGAUCACAGGGUAUCGGUCAUUGCCGGGUACCUAUCAGAGGAGAUAUCAGGCCUGAACGCGUUCGGCUUCAUGCACAAGGAUGAUUGGAGGUGGACGAUGAUCGGCCUACGACAAAUGUACGACCGUGCCGAAAUGUGCGGCUCGUCGUGCUACAGGCUACUCACAAAGAACGGUGAGUUCAUCUACUUACGGACCCACGGUUAUUUGGAAAUUGACAGAGAUAUGAAUACGGUGGAAUCCUUCGUUUGUGUUAACACCAUGGUGACGAAAAAAGAGGGAAUUCAAUUAAUAAAAGAGAUGAAAAUGAGGUUCUCUGCAAUCGUGUCCGCAAGUAGUAAAAGUUUAAUUGAAGAUGUCGACAUUAACGCACAACCAUCAGACUUGAACGUCCAGUCGUUGAAUUCCAAAGGCAACGUUGAGGAUCCAUCACAGCUCGAAGUAGCUAUCAAUCAUCUAAUCAGCGAUUUACCCUCGUCGGUUAUAACGGAAGAGAAUUUCUCUCCCUCACCGAUACCACAUACACAGUAUGUAAAGGCUGCUAUAUUCUCGUCUCGUAUGCCUCCAGUUUCCGCACAAGCCAAUAAGAUUGGUAUCAAUAAAAUCAACCGCUGCAUCGUUAUUCAAGGCAAAGGUAAAGGCAAAGUAACUCCGAAGCAAGAGUCCAAACAUACCAUCGGAAAGUUGAUUAACCCCAGUAGCGCGGAACAAAGCCCAAUAUCGGAUUCAGAGAGUGCAGUGCCGUCUGGCAAGCCAUUAUCAAUGUUUGAAAUGAUGAACGCUGGCCACAACAGCCAUGGCAAUGUCCAGAACGUUGAUAUGCCUGUACAAUCGAAAGUUCUUACCACUCGCAAGUCUGGUAAGAGCUCUCGCGCACCUCGUAAUCAUACAUCAUGUUUGGACAAUCCUCCAAUCGUAAAUGUUUUGAAUGGAGGUAGCACUGUAUGCAAUAUCAAGGUGGAACGUGGUAUCGAGGAAACAUUUAAUUGUGUGAAAAAACAGGAGGCACAAUACUUUGAUGACAGUGCGAGUGAUAAUUCUAUCGCUUCGUCGGGGAUUGAAGUGCAUAAUCGAUGUCCACUGAAAAGGAUAUGUAGCGAUGAGGAUCUUCUAGCGAUGCAUAGUAAAAAGAGAUCUAACGAUGUAUACACAUCGACGAAUAUAAACAACGAACAACAGCGCUCCUAUUUAAAAUGCAGAUCUUUCGCGUCUGAGUAUCCGACAUUUUCAGAUGAAUUCAAUCAAUACAAUGAUGUCAAUUCGCAACCGCUGACAGUGGCGGAGUCGCCUAAUUCGAGUCUACAUGAAGUCGGAACCGAUUAUCAACAGUUGGUAGAUCCCGUCGUGCCGAAUCUAGUCGUAACGAAUCACGACGAAGAGCAGUUUGUAGAUUUGCAGGAUCUGAAGGAAGAUACGUUGUUAAGUUCGGAACUUGACGCAAAUCCAGAACUCAUGAUGAAGAUAUUUGGCGGUCUGCGUAAUGGGCCUGUAGGUUUCGAAGAUUUUGACGAAACAAAAAUACAACAACUAACACCUGAUGAUCAAGUGGUGAGUGACGAGUUAAGUCGCACGUAUUACCAGUUAGCAGACAGCAUGGCAUUGCACGAAUCCCAAAUCAACGUAUUGGCACGUGAUCUCAAGAACCCAGCUCUCCGUUUUCAAAGAGAAAACUUGUCCCAGUUACAGGCCGAGCAUAAUAUGCAAAAGCAAAUGCUUAAAACCUUACAACAGGAUCACUGUAAAAUGCAAGUGAGCGCUAAGCAAAAGCUUGGAAUCUGAGAAACGGAAUGGUCUCCGAGUCACUUCGUGAAAACCGCUUUCAAGAAGCGAACUUAAUAUGAUAU
Messenger RNA from Cyphomyrmex costatus, 2746 nucleotides. Its product is annotated as aryl hydrocarbon receptor nuclear translocator 2. Lineage: Eukaryota; Metazoa; Arthropoda; Insecta; Hymenoptera; Formicidae. The record is from RefSeq and is a predicted model, not a curated record. Gene Ontology annotation, cellular component: cytoplasm; nucleus; transcription regulator complex. The transcript has 13 exons. Gene Ontology annotation, molecular function: DNA-binding transcription factor activity; protein dimerization activity. Bases 21 to 2681 code for a protein of 886 amino acids. Gene Ontology annotation, biological process: regulation of DNA-templated transcription.